This is a messenger RNA of Phytophthora infestans T30-4, 636 nucleotides long. RefSeq lists its product as uncharacterized. The record is from RefSeq and is a predicted model, not a curated record. Bases 1 to 636 code for a protein of 211 amino acids. NCBI's taxonomy places the organism in Eukaryota, Oomycota, Peronosporomycetes, Peronosporales, Peronosporaceae. The transcript has 4 exons.
AUGAGCCGGCCCCCGCAAAACCGAAGUCGCGCAAAUACCGCCGGCGAAGAUGGCGACGCGACUGCACCUGCAACAAAGCUAUGGACAGCGAUGGAGCCACCUCCGAUCGUAUGCUUCUCGCAAGAAGCUCUGGUCAAGUGGAGGAAACAGAGAGAACUGUAUGAGGCUGCUGUCAUCUCGCGAUGCCAAGAGUCAGGUGAGCCGUUAGCGACGGUAAUGAUACCAGCAAUCAACACGAUUAAUCGGCGUUUGUUGAAGAUAUUCUGUGAACUGGAGUUGAAGAUACAAGUCGACGAGAUGACGAACGAGAAGUUAGUCGAUGCUAUCUCGAAAAUCCUUUCCAGUAUGAUAAACGAUCAGCUUCCAAAUGUCCUUGUGAUAAUGAGCCAGCAAUUAAAGAUGAACUUGAGGCAGAAGGAUGUCAAGGCUCGCGUAUUGAACUAUUUCGACAGAUUUGAUGAAUUGGAACAGGUUCUGCUCUAUCAAGAUAUUGACCCCACAGCGAAAACCAAUGUCUCUCGCCUUGAUGAUCGGCCUGGGUUCAAGAAACGCAAUCCUGCACCUGCCCAAGGCUGUUUACACUGCAAGGGUGCCCAUUGGGUGAACGAUUGUCCUUCUGCCACGCAAGGGAUCUAA